Messenger RNA from Paramecium sonneborni, 2208 nucleotides. The record is from the annotation of a GenBank genome assembly. NCBI's taxonomy places the organism in Eukaryota, Ciliophora, Oligohymenophorea, Peniculida, Parameciidae.
AUGUCAUUAUUUAAUACAAAGUAGUUCUGGGGAACAAGAGUAGGUCCUGAAGAAUUUGAUGAAUAGCAUCUCUAUGUAGACAAUUCAAUAAUUUAUGUUGGCUCUUAUUCAGGUAAUUUGAGAAUCUAUUAACCUCAAAGAGGUGAUUAUAAUGCAAGACAUCUAAAAUAAGAAAUCAAUUUGCAAGAUCCUAUUUUAUAAAUCCUGAUAGGCUUUUUUGGUAAUAAAUCUUUAUGUGUCUUAUUUCCUAAAAGAGUAGUAUUUUACAAUUUAGAUAUGGAAAUACUAAAAGAACAUAAGUUACAAAGAAAUGGAUUCAAUAUGUGUUCAGGUUAGUUUGGAUAAGGAAGAAAAGAUUUAAUUUGUAUAUAAAGUUGUGAUGCUUGUUUAAUGAUCUAUGAAUAAGAAUAAUUACUACACAUUUGUUAAUUGAGUACAGAAUAUUUCCCUUUACCUGGUCCAAUUGUUUAUUCAUAAUAAUUAGAUUCUUUUAUUUUGUAAAAUAGUUGUUAUGAAUUGGAAUCCUAUAAAUAUGCUAAUUUAUGUACUCUUUAAAAGAAAAGAGCAUAACCUAAUUGGACACUUAAUUUAGGAGAAUAAGCUUAGAAAAUAAUUGAAAUUCCAUCUUAGAAUAUCUUUUAUGUUAUAUGUGAAUAGAUGUUAUUCUAAGUGUAAUAAAGUGGAAUUAUAUUCCAUUAAAAAAGAUUGGAUUAUCCUCCUGCUUCUAUUUUAGUAACUGAUAAUAAUAUAUUAAUCAUAACUUCUUUUACACAUCAUUUAAUGAUUUAUAAAGAUUUAAAUUUAGUAUGGGCAGCAAAGACAGAUCAUGUUUGUCAUGGUAUUUCUAUUGGAAAAUUUGAUGAAAUUGAUAAAUUGCUUGUAGUCUUAAAUGAUGAAGGAUAUCUACAAGUUAUAUAUUUAGGAACUGAACAAAUAUCUAUUUAAAAAUAAUUUUAAGUUGAACAAUAACAUUCUUAUUAAGAUUUAAAUGAAUUAUAUACAUCUACACUUUAAGAAAUCUAAAUCAAAGAAGGCAAUCCUAUUCUUGAAUAAACUUCAAAGUCUUCAUUGUAGAUUAAUGCAGAAAUUAUCAAAUUAGCACCCACUAGAGAUUUUAUAGAAGAUAAAGAAGAUUACUUAUAAGUUGAAUCCCUAGUUAUUCAAUGUUUAAUCUAUUUGAAUAUAACUUCAAAAUAACCAAUAGAAAAUUUAUAAAUUUAAUUGACAUAUGAUGAAUCUAUCUAUAUCAACAAUCCUAGAUUUGAAAUCAAUGUUUUAUAGGGAACUAUCAUACAUGAAUUUAAUGUUUAUUCUACAAAAAAUUUUCCAAUAGAUAGAGUCGUUAAAGUACUGUGUAAUCAUAAAAAUGGAUGUUAUCAAACAGAAUUUACUUUACCACUUAAUCUCUUUUGUUAUAUGAUAUAACCAGAAAAAAAUGCUAAAUACAAAAUUACAGUUAAUGUAAAUAAUUUAUCAAUUUACAACGUAUUUAAAGAUAUAAAACCCAUAGAUUCAUCUUUAUUGAAUUAAAGUUUAAUGACACUAUAAUUGACCGAAUCUACUGUCUCUAUUCUUGCAAAUAAACAAAAUGAUAGAUGGAGACUUUAAAGUGAUAAUUUUGAAGCUAUUUGCUUUAUAUUACAUGAACUUAUUGUCAGAGAACGUGAUAAUGUUAAAUAUACAGAUGAUGUUCCUUUGAAAGAUAUUUUUGAUGUUAUUGAUGAACAUUUUACAUUAAAAUUAUCUUUAAAAGAAUAUCAAAAAGAUUUAGAAUAAAAGGCUACUGAAUUUAGAGCUAUUUAAAAGAAGAUAUUAUAAAGAUUUAAAGAAAAUAAUCCAGCUUCAGUAGAAUCAAUGAAUUCACUUUUAGAAUUAAGUUUUUAAUAAUUUAUUUAAUUGAUGGAUAAUACAUAAAAAUGUUAGAAUAUUUUCUAAAUUUUACAACAUAACUUAUAAUGUAUGAUUCAUUUAAUGUUAUUAUUAUGUUAUUUAAGGUUCAAGAUUACUCAAGAAUAAUUGGAAGAAUUAAGAAGGCUCUUCCGUUGUGAGAAGGUAAUUUUAUAUUAUUUUAAUUAGGAUUGGGAGGAAGAAGUUUUUAUAAAUAUAAAUUAUUACUUAAAAGGAUAAAUUCCUGAUGUUGUACAUGAGAACACUUAGAAAAUAAAAAAAAUAAUUACAAUGUUAAUUGAUAAAUUAUCUAAAUUAUGA